CUGAGUCCACUAAUUAGAAAGUAAAAGAGAGGCUUUCACCUGAUGAAUAAGAAAGUGCUCUGACUGGUUUUUCCCUUGUGUUUGCUGAUCAUCUGUCAGCUGAUGUCCUGCAGUCAGUCUACUUGAAGAUGAAUACACAUUGAAGCCACAUCUAUCUCCAAGCAUAGCUGAAACAUAUCGACAAGCAGAGCUGAGAAUCCUUUUUUUUAAGUGCUGUACAUGGCAGGGGAAGAUGUUGCUACCAGCUACUUUAGGGAACUCCUGGUGGGACAUUCGGAUACCAUUCUCAGAGGAAGUUAAAUACUGGGCUUUAGGGAUGUCUGUGUUACUUUUUCUCAUUGCCAUCUGUAUUCUGAUAUGGCAAACUCAUCGAUACUGCACACAACUGACUGCUUCUAAGCAUACUGUUAAUAGCACACUUUUAGACAGCCAGUCUGCAAAAAAUGAAACAUUUCAAAGCUCACCGAUACCCAAUUACCAGCUGUGUUUCCACCAUGAUGAAGUGGGAUCCUUAAGUAGCUGUCUGUACAGCAGCUCUGAUCUGGCCAACAGUACAGACAGUCUCGAGGAUGUGGAUGAGGAACACAUUCAGGGCACGCUGCGCUUCUCACUCUUCUAUGAUCAGCUGCAGUCUCGGUUGGUGGUGACUGUAUUGGAGGCAAGAGACCUGGCGGCACGAACGUUCAGCCAGCAUGUGGACCCCUUCAUCAAUGUACGAGUGCUAUGGGUAGCAGUGGAGGAUGAAGAGCAACAGCUGACCUGUGUACUUCAGGAGUGGCAGACACGCCCAGUCAAGGAUAGCUGCAACCCUACAUUUGGGGAUCAGUUCUCCUGCACAGUGACUGAGGAGGAAAUGCCGAGGGUCACAGUGCGGCUGGAGGUGAGAGAUUUUGAUAAAUACUCCCGACAUGGUAUUCUGGGGGAUGUCCGUGCAUCUCUGAAUGGUCUAAAAAUCUCAUCUCCAUUGGAAAUGAUGGCAGGCCUACAAAGACCAAAGAAAGACAUUGUUGGUGAGGUCCUUCUUUCUCUUAAAUAUAUGCCCACAUCUCAUAGACUGGAAGUGGGAGUCCUGAAGAUCAGGACAGUUUUCCGAUCUAGUAAGGUGGAAAGAACUUUAUAUGCCAGAACCAAAAUUGUGUGUAACCAGUGUAGGAUUAGACAUCAGAAAACCUCUGAGAGGACUCGUAAGGACGUGACUGUGUUCAAUGAGGUCUUGAUCUUCACACUACCAGAAUCUCAGAUUAGGGAAUGCAUCCUCACUUUGUCUGUAUAUGAGCUCUGUCCAGAAAAGAGGUCCAAGUGCUUAAUUGGACAGCUAAGCUUUGGGAAGAGUCAAAGUGUGGAGGAUGAGCACUGGAGAAUGAUGAUGCGUGCACUUCGACAGCCAGUAGCCAAAUGGCAUUUCCUGUACUUAUAAAUGUAACCACAUCAUGGAAAUAAUUACGGACUUGACACAAUGAGCAGUAUUGCAUUAUAAAGGAAAUAAUUUUUAAACAAUAUUAAGAAGCAGCACCAGUGAAUUUUACCAAAAAUACUUUGUAAGAAACAUAAUAUUCUUUUUAAAAUAUGACUGACAAAAGUGGUUGUCACUCCAAAAAGUUUAACUUAUUCAAACCAAAUCCUGUGACAUCUUCAGAAAUUUAAGGCAUGGACUUUUUGAUCAAAAUACAUAAUUGUUUUUAUUUCCCCUAAUAGAUUAUAUUUAUAUGUACCUUCUUCUCUGUAUCUGUCAUUGCACCAGAUUCAUGCUGUAAUUAUAAUUGUCAUUGUAUAUUACAUUCAUGCUUAAUUACUGAGAUUUUUUUUUCUUUUAUACCAGUAAGUAAGAAUCACAUAGCCUUCUGCUUAAUUGUUCAAAAAAAGGUAGUCAAAACUAGAAAAAUAGUGGUCUUUGGACUUUCAUAUUUCAAGAUAUGUUAUCACAAAUUAAAUCAUGUGAAUAUGCAAAAAUAUAU
This is a messenger RNA of Ictalurus furcatus (blue catfish), 1955 nucleotides long. RefSeq names its product synaptotagmin XIX (gene syt19). The coding region runs from base 233 to 1417 and encodes 394 amino acids. The transcript has 7 exons. Lineage: Eukaryota; Metazoa; Chordata; Actinopteri; Siluriformes; Ictaluridae. Gene Ontology annotation, biological process: vesicle fusion; regulation of calcium ion-dependent exocytosis; calcium-ion regulated exocytosis. Gene Ontology annotation, molecular function: calcium-dependent phospholipid binding; calcium ion binding; clathrin binding. The record is from RefSeq and is a predicted model, not a curated record. Gene Ontology annotation, cellular component: synapse; axon.